UCGCACAACCUCAAUACCGUGCGUGGCUUGCCUGGUAUACGAUUAUUUAAAAACGGGUUUCGAUUAAUUAAUGUUUUAAUAAUUUAUUUCAGAGGAACAAUCACCAGUGAAGGUACCCAUUGGGCCCUUAAACGAGGGAGCACCCACGUUUUCUUUCCCCCUAACGCUGUGUCUCAGCCCACAUCAAUAGUGGCCCACAGGUGGAAAUGCAGUGCACGUUCUCCCCCACUGCAAGAGCACGAGUCAGUUGUCAGUAAUGUUAUUGAGAUAUCAACCAAAACUGGCGAUGAACUGAAAUUCGACGCCAAAGCGAAGCUUGUUCUUUCUCACAGUGCGCCUGAUUUGCAGGGCUACGAACUAGUGAUAAAGAAGCUGAUCGAUUGGGAAAGCAAUGAAUGGGAAGAAGUGGAUGGAACUAAGGCAUUACAGUGUCUUAAAGGUUUGGAAACUGAUGCUUUUUGAAGAGCAGCCUACCCAUAGUAUUUACCCACUGUUUAAAGUAUGUCUUCACCUGUGAAAUGCUGUCUGUUCAAUGUUUUACGUUUACUACACGCAGUUUGUAUAUUUACAGAAGUCACAACGGCUUAUAGUCUUUCCACUCUGAAUUGUUUACAGCGGUCGAAGAGGACUUCUCGCCUCACCCGCGGGAUGUACCGGAAUUUUUCUUUCCCGUUGCUCAAGCUGACAUAACUGAGUGCUCAACAUACGCAGUUGUUUGUCGUCGCAAGCCUUCUCCAGCGUACGCCAUCACAUCCAACGGUGGCUCCUUUAGCCAUCCUGACUAUCCACGCGUGACAGUUACAAUCCCUGAGAAUGCUGUGACACCUGAAGCAAACAUUCCUCUGGUAUUGAAGGUAGGACGGUAUGAAUUAUCUCCAGAUCUUUUCUUGCUGUGGUUACAUGACCAGUUAAUGUUUCUAAGGAUAACUCUUACCAGGUCUCCAAACUCGACAGAAAUGUAAGAAUACAGCAGACGUUAGAUGAGUGAAAUUAGGCUCAUAAAAAGUGUUUUUGUCAUGUGGAGACUAUUGCGUUGUCAGAUAGAUAAGGUUUUGCUAUAGUCUCCACCGGAUAUGGUGUUCCUUGAGAAAAUGGUCUCUUUUUUCCUCUAAAACUCGAAAAAAUGGCAGCAAAUCUGACAGUAAGUUCAGGUUAAUUUAGUUGUGUUUUCUAUUAUCCCUUUAGGUGCAAGAAGUUCCAGGUGAAGAAUUUAAAGACCAAGACGUGUUUCUUGGACCAAUACUGCGUGUCUGCUGUUCCCAAAUCGUCGAAUUCUCGAAGCCCGUCACGAUUCAGUUGCCAGUGUCUCUUCGCAGCGACCAGGAAAAGAUUCCAGUCCCCUCGACAUGCCGUGUCAGAGUAUUGUUCUUAAAUUCUGAUGACGAAGAAAAAAAAUGGAUGGAAAUCACAGAUGGUCUUAAAUGUCCUGUACAUUUUGACGGGACAUUUGUUAGGUUCCAGGUAGAACGCUUCUCUGGGUAAGAAGACGUCCAAAUGUUGUAGUUGUUUUGUUGUUAAUGAAUUGGAGGUAAACUGAACUUUUGGUUAUGCUAAUGCAAGUUAGCAUACAUUGAAACUGUUGGAAUACUAAGCUACUAUGAGCUACUAUGAGCUUAUUGUUACUCUUUUUAACCUUUUUAAAUUCUGAUAAUACUUAUUUUUUGCAUAGCUUUUAUACUGUGUAUAGCUUAUGUGUGCUUUUAGUUUGUAGUUUUGUGUGUAGUACUUAGUAAUGUUUUUCUCUCGUUAAAUUAAGUUUGAGUCAGCUGAUUAACCGCCUUAGUGUAUCCCCAUAGUUUUAAAGUGGUAUUUAAGUAAUGAAGAUAUAUCAACUCGCGUCUUUUAGCUGUGCAAUUCAAAGUCAAAAUCAUUCUGUCUGCAAAAGUAAUUCAAUUUCCCCUCUAUGUCUCUUUUAGAUACACUUGCGUUUUUGAAUGGUACAAAGAGGACGUCAGCGUUUCUGGAGUAAUAACGUACUUGACAAGCCUUAUUUGGAAGCAGCCAUUACUUGGCGUUUUCUUCUCCUAUUUCAAUGAAUUAGAUCGUGCUUAUUCUCAAGAUGUUCUCCAUCUUAUCUGCUGCCCAGCGCACAUGAGAGAAAGAGUAGUCCAAGAGCUAGAAAACGCAAACGUGGUUCCAAGUGAGGAAAAUUCACAGAAAAAGCUGAUACCGGGGCAUGACAAAGCAUUCGUGUUUGUAUCCGGAGGAAUAACCCUAGCUGAAAUAGAAGACAUGGAAGAUUUCCAUCUCAUGUAUGUACGGGCGCUGUUACACAAGGCAGGUUUUUGAGCGACGCAGGUCAACCGGAAGUCAGGCCGUUUUCCUUUGGAAUAUGCCUUGACGGUACAAAAUUUGUAUUGCCAAGUGUCUUUACUCCUUUAGAGACGAUUUUCCCGAAAACCUGGGCAAAACCACUACCCAAGACUGAAAAAAGUCCACUUCCGGUUGACGUGGGUCGCUCAAAAAGGCCUUUCCACAAGCCCCCUAAUUAGUCUAAUUUCUCCCGAAAUGAACAUGUCUCGCUACGGAUUUUUUGCAGCGAGCCCUCGUAGCAGGGUGUGCUUUUCUGAGUGUCUCGCAGAAAACUUGUCCAGUUUAACAGCGUCUUUAUUUCAGUCUUGUUAUCGUUUAGUGACUUAAUAUUUUGAAUAAAGGCACGGGGUUUGAAGUGCAAACAUAAUGCAACAUUACUGACUUUAGAUUGUGUCACAAAUGGACGAAAAGGUUUCGUUGCAAGUUAUUUUUCACUUUGUGUCCAUAAUAGAAAACUAUAUGUACUUGUUUUCAAAAUAACACUAAAACUAUUAGUUAAGCGCGUCGUCUGAAGUCAUGCACAUUUAGCUAAAAAAAGGAGAGACAGCAUUCAAAUAUUUUUAGUUCCAAUUGCUGUUACGCUUUUGACCCAUAAGCACCCGAGAAUUUCUACACAUCUUGAAAGAAAAAACACNGCAGAAAACUUGUCCAGUUUAACAGCGUCUUUAUUUCAGUCUUGUUAUCGUUUAGUGACUUAAUAUUUUGAAUAAAGGCACGGGGUUUGAAGUGCAAACAUAAUGCAACAUUACUGACUUUAGAUUGUGUCACAAAUGGACGAAAAGGUUUCGUUGCAAGUUAUUUUUCACUUUGUGUCCAUAAUAGAAAACUAUAUGUACUUGUUUUCAAAAUAACACUAAAACUAUUAGUUAAGCGCGUCGUCUGAAGUCAUGCACAUUUAGCUAAAAAAAGGAGAGACAGCAUUCAAAUAUUUUUAGUUCCAAUUGCUGUUACGCUUUUGACCCAUAAGCACCCGAGAAUUUCUACACAUCUUGAAAGAAAAAACACCAACACUUCUUGAAAUUAAGGCUCAAUUGUGCAUCAGUGGGAUAAACUUAUUUUACUUCAUUUACAUAUCCUUUCAGGUUUGAGAGCGAUCACCGUGACAAAAAGCAACUGCCAGUUCGUUUGAUAAGUGACCAAGUUUUAUCCCAUGUGGAGUUUCGCAGCAGCCCGGAUCCCAACGCGAAGAACCUAUUGUCCAGAUUGAACUUCAGAUUGUCUUCAAUGAAACUUGAUCUCACGGUGAGUACUACGCACAAAAACGCAGCGUACCCCGUGUUUUCCCUAUUUAUCAGGCCAUUUACAGCUUUAUGCGACACAUCUCAAUUAUCUCUUCAUGCGAGACACAGGGUCCUUGGAGGAAUUAUGCUCACUGAACUGGGUUUAAGAUAAGCAUUCAAUUUAAAGGCUUAAUUUUUUUAGGGCAGUAUCAUAAUUGAUCGGUAUAUUCCAACGUUUUAGAUGUUUCACACACGAACGAUUCAACCUCUCCAUCUCCACUCAACUUACCACCAAAACCGUCCCAUUACAAUGUAGUAAAAACGUCAUAGAAUUUCCCAUCCAUAAGAUUGCAUAAAGGAAAAGAAUAUGAAGCGGUGCGUCUAUUGUUAGCCUGCCAGCAAGAACUCUAUUUCGAGUGGCGAGCGAAACGAGACGCUUGUGAACGCGAAGGAAGUGUCCUCUCGCGUGCCGCUUGCGGGUGACUUCUCACGAUAGAGCUUUUUCACAGGCUAUUAAAUUGUGAAAUAGCUUUUCUGUCACUCAGUGAUGGUGUUCGUGCCUUGACCUCUCUUCUUUUUUUUAUUUACUUUGCAGAAAACUCCAGUAGAAUUUUUCGGCGUGCCUCUAAAUGACCAAACGCUAUUGGAUGCUGAUCCGAACUAUGUACUUUCAGCGUGCAGACCGUUUUUAUCUCAUGAUACAUACGAAGAACACUUCAUCCACCUCAACAGUGGCUGUAGGACACCCAAACAAGCACUAAGGAGUCUUUUGCAGGUUGUAGCAGGGCUGGGUCCUAACAGCCAAGAUAAAUGUUUUGAGGCCGUUGUGAGUACACUUCGAGAGGCGAGCAACGAAGGAUUUUUACAUGUUAUUGAACGUCUUCAGAAAGGUAACAUGUUUUGCAAAACGUAACUUCUAUAAAGGUUUCGAAGCGUCGCCAUCGUGGUAUCUGUCAUAGAUGCUUGUCGGGAAAAAUAUUACUUCCGCUCACGUGUACUAGACACUUCCGUAGAAUGCAGGCUAUCGCCAGAACAUGUACGGCAACCAAGAAGCCUUUGGUCUUCUCGGAUAAGGACGAAAAACCGUUGGCUCCGUCCCACAGCUCUUUCACUGUUCUGAUUCUUGUGGGACGUAAAAGAACCCACACUGCUGUUUGCAAAGAGUAGGGGACGUAGACCCCGGUGGUGUGGUACAACCUUUCACGGGCUGGGUGGGUAAUGAAGGGGUUGAGUCACUAUGGCGAUCGAGUUCAAUAAAGUAAAGUAAAGGUUGUAUGUGAACAGCUGUUUCGGACAGACUUGGAAUAUUUCACACGUCUUGCGAAAAAAUGCCGAAUGUUUGUCUAAAACAUAGCAAAAAGUGAAAGCAUACAAUUCGGCUCUUGCCACUAUACAAUCUCUUUUUAUUCUGAAUUUACCGAGGAGCACGCAAAUUAAGAGUAGCUAGGGUGUAUCUGGGGGGGAAGGGGGAGGGGAGGGGUACCGCCCCCUUGAUUUGCAUAAUUUUUUAGAAUAUAAGAUAGCCGAAUCCAAUAAUUUCUAAUUAAUCAUAUGUUAUUCUUUUCUCCACAGCACGUCAAAAGGUUAACACAGCUCUAGUAGAAAGUAGUGAAGUGAUCAACAAGGUGUCAGAAAAAGUGUGUUCAUCGUGGAAAAGACUUGCAAGAGAGCUCGAGCUCAGAGCUGGACAAAUUGACAACAUAUCAGAGGAGGAACAAGAUGACGAAGAACGCUGCCGUAAAACUUUGCGAACAUGGUGUCAGCUUAACGGAAGGAAUAGCACUAUUAGAAAACUCAUGAUCUCACUGACAAAAAUAGGAAAAGCAGAAGUGAACUAUGACGUCAUGAGAUGUUUGCAUCUUGUGGAACCUGAUUAA
This is a messenger RNA of Porites evermanni, 5410 nucleotides long. Lineage: Eukaryota; Metazoa; Cnidaria; Anthozoa; Scleractinia; Poritidae. The record is from the annotation of a GenBank genome assembly.